AUGGCCGACGACGCCCAGCAUGAGCACACCUUCGACAGCGCCGACGCCGGUGCGUCCGCGACUUUCCCUAUGCAGUGCUCUGCUCUGCGUAAGAACGGUCACGUUGUGAUCAAGGGCCGCCCUUGCAAGAUCGUCGAUAUGUCUACCUCCAAGACUGGAAAGCACGGUCACGCCAAGGUCCACUUGGUCGCCAUCGACAUCUUCACUGGCAAGAAGCUCGAAGAUCUGUCUCCCUCCACCCACAACAUGGACGUCCCGAACGUGUCCCGCAAGGAGUUCCAGCUUCUUGACAUCACCGACGAUGGAUUCCUUUCCCUUAUGGAUGAUGGCGGCAACACCAAGGACGACGUCAAGGUCCCUGACGGUGAAGUUGGUGACAGAAUCAACAAGCUCUUCACCGAUGAGGGCAAGGAUGUUAGCGUUACUGUCAUGUCUGCCAUGGGUGAGGAAGUUGCUGUCGAGUGCAAGGGUGCUUAG
Molecule: messenger RNA, 477 nt
Organism: Talaromyces rugulosus
Lineage: Eukaryota; Fungi; Ascomycota; Eurotiomycetes; Eurotiales; Trichocomaceae
Exons: 3
Coding region: 1-477 (158 amino acids)
Biological process (GO): positive regulation of translational termination; positive regulation of translational elongation
Molecular function (GO): translation elongation factor activity; ribosome binding; RNA binding
Source: RefSeq, a predicted model, not a curated record